AUUUAUGUACAGUAUAACACACCUUCAUAACUGUUCUUUGACUGAGAAGGUGAAGAAGUACUUUGUUGUCUGUGUUCGGGGACAAUAAUGGCUUUGUUUCAGUGCUAUUCUACAAUUCCAUCUUCUUCUUCUUCUGCAUAUAUUCAUCGAUCUUCUCCGAGCCCUGUGUCCCGGAAUUGUUUCUUCAAUGCACCAAUUUCUCGGGAAAAUGAUAGAAAAUAUACAACUUUAGUGUGCUGUUUGUCCAGUGCUCAUAACAAUUCAAGUUCGACCAUAACAUCUGUCAAUCAGUUGAUUGAAUCUCUGAUCAAUCGUGUCGAUUUGUCUGAGCUUGAGGCCGAACAGUCUCUCGAUUUCUUACUGAAUGAAGCUAAUGAGACAUUGAUAAGUGCGUUUCUUGUGCUGUUGAGAGCAAAAGGAGAGACUUAUGAAGAAGUGGUAGGAUUGGCGAGGGCGAUGAUGAAGCACGCUAAGAAGGUUGAAGGACUGGAUAAUGCGGUCGACAUUGUCGGAACCGGCGGUGAUGGCGCGAACACGGUGAACAUUUCCACCGGUGCUUCAAUACUUGCCGCCGCUUGUGGUGCAAAAGUUGCAAAGCAAGGGAAUCGUUCGAGUUCUUCUGCGUGUGGAAGUGCCGAUGUGUUGGAGGCUCUAGGGGUGGCAAUCGACUUAGAUCCUGAGGGGAUAACAAGGUGCGUAAAAGAAGCAGGAAUUGGUUUUAUGAUGGCUCCGAUCUACCAUCCAGCAAUGAAAAUUGUCAGUCCUGUGAGGAAAAAGCUAAAAGUGAAGACUGUAUUCAAUAUCUUGGGCCCUAUGUUGAAUCCAGCACGAGUACCUUAUGCUGUUGUUGGCGUAUACAAAGAGGACAUGGUCUAUAAAAUGGCAAAAGCACUCCAAAGAUUUGGCAUGAAAAGAGCAUUAGUUGUGCACUCAGAGGGCCUGGACGAAAUGAGUCCUCUUGGUCCCGGGAUAGUUCUUGACGUUACUUCAGACAACAUUGAGAAGUUCUCGUUUGAUCCAUUGGAGUUGGGAAUUUCUCGCUGUACACUGGAUAGCUUACGAGGUGGAGGCCCAGAGUAUAAUGCAGAGAUACUAAAGAGUGUGCUAUCAGGAAUGAGAGGGCCCGUGGCUGAUGCAUUUGUGUUAAAUGCAGCAGCAGCUCUCUUAGUCAGUGGACGUGUAAACACACUCGCAGAAGGAGUAGACUUGGCUCGUGAGACACUGUUAUCUGGUGAAGCUCUCAAGACCCUUGAUUUGUGGAUAGAUAUCUCCAAUAAGGUGAAUGAAGAACUGACCGUCACAGGUAAUUAAUGUCGACUUGAACAAUGAUAGCAGAGCUUUGAGGCUAGAAUAAUAAAUUUUCAGAAAUGUCCAUUUUUGCGGAUGAGACAACACAAAUGUUUCAAGGUUCAAGGUGAGCGGGGUUAGAAAUUCUCAAGUCAGUCAGCUAAUGUUUCUGUACUCUCUUCGUGUUGUAGUUUCAGUGUGCUCGGAGACGUAGAUUCAGUGAAAGAAAUGAAAUUUGUAACUUAUGUAGCCGUAAUUUGAAAUAAUUAGCUAUGUGAGCAAUUUUAUUUUGGUAUUUACAAAUUUUAAACAUCGGAUUUAAUGCUAUGCAUCAUAUUUAUACAAACAAAAAGCAAUAAAGCAGAAUCGCUUUGGAGGACAA
This is a messenger RNA of Cornus florida, 1669 nucleotides long. Its product is annotated as anthranilate phosphoribosyltransferase, chloroplastic-like. Lineage: Eukaryota; Viridiplantae; Streptophyta; Magnoliopsida; Cornales; Cornaceae. Gene Ontology annotation, biological process: L-tryptophan biosynthetic process. The record is from RefSeq and is a predicted model, not a curated record. Gene Ontology annotation, cellular component: cytosol. The coding region runs from base 88 to 1311 and encodes 407 amino acids. The transcript is spliced from 10 exons. Gene Ontology annotation, molecular function: anthranilate phosphoribosyltransferase activity.